CUCUAGUCUAGAUGUGGUCACAUACACGUACAGUUCAGUUUGUGGAUGUGGUACAUUCUUGCUGCUUUACUUCCGUCGCUCCACAUCACUUCCGGCACAAGAUGGCGCCCCCCAGUCCAGUUCUAGCAGUCCGAGGAUCGAAUGGGACACUGCUGUUAUCCGGACCCCCAAACUGUAAUGAAUACUCAUCUUUUCAGAGGGACAAUGGGAAAAGUAGAUUUGCGACCUUCAGUAAGGAUGGUUCCUUGUUUGGCUGGUGCAGUGGCGACAAAGUCAAUGUUGUGAGGGUUGCAGAUGGCACAACAGUCCGGUCCCUGGACCUUCCUAAGACAGCCAUGUUGGAAUUCUCCCCAUUGGGCACAGUGCUGGCUACGUGGCAGCCCUAUACCAAAACACAGGACAACCCCCAGGGGGAGGCUAAUCUACAGCUGUGGGACCUGAACAGUGGGACCUGUCUCAAGACCUUCUAUCAGAAGAAAGUUCAAGGCUGGUGUCCCAACUGGUCAGAUGAUGAGCGCAUUGCUGUCAGAAAUGUCAACAAUGAGCUUCACUUCUUUGAGAACAAUGACUUUAACACUAUUGCCAACAAACUACACCUGCAGAAGGUUUCAGAGUUUGUCCUUUCUCCUGGACCUCAGCCAUCCAAGGUUGCUGUCUAUGUCCCAGGAAGCAAGGGUGCGCCAUCCUUUGUUCGACUCUACCAGUACCCCAAUUUUGGGGGCCCAACCUCCGCCCUUGCCAACAAAAGCUUCUUUAAGUCUGACCGAGUGACAAUGCUGUGGAACAACAAAGCCACAGCGGUGCUGGUAACUGCCAGCGUGGAUGUGGAUAAAUCAGGGGCCUCAUACUACGGGGAACAGGCAUUGCACUACCUGGCCGUCAGUGGAGAGAGUGCUGUGGUUCAGCUACCAAAGAAUGGGCCGAUUUAUGACGUGGCUUGGAGCCCCAGCUCCACGGAGUUCUGUGUGGUGUACGGCUUCAUGCCGGCCAAGGCCACCGUCUUCAACCAGAAGUGCGACCCCGUUUUCGACUUUGGCACAGGCCCCCGGAAUGCGGCCUUCUACAGCCCCCAGGGUCACAUCCUGGUGCUGGCCGGGUUCGGGAAUCUGCGCGGUCAGAUGGAAGUGUGGGACGUGAAGAAGUACAAGCAGGUGUCCAAGCCGCAGGCUGCCGACUCCACCCACUUCUUCUGGUGCCCUGACGGCGAGCACAUCGUCACGGCGACCUGCUCCCCGCGGCUCCGGGUCAGCAACGGGUACAAGAUCUGGCACUACACGGGCACGGUGCUGCACAAGGAGGACACCCCAGAGGGUGCGGAGCUGUGGGAGGUCCUGUGGCAGCCCUUCCCUGAGGGGACUUUCCCUGCCAAGCCCAUCAAGUACCAGGCAGCACCAAGCGAGCUUGGGAGCACCGAGGCCAAGCCCGCCCAGGCUUACCGCCCUCCCGCACUGCGGAAUAAACCCGUCACCGCCAGCUCAAAGCUGCAUGAAGAAGAACCUCCACAGAACCUGAAGCCCGGUUCAGCGGGAGACAAGCAGAUGUCCAAGACUGCUUUGAAGAACCAAAAAAAGCGCGAGGCCAAAAAAGCUUCCAAACAGGAGACUAAAUUGGACGCCCCUCCGGUGCAGUCUGAACCCGCCUCCACGUGCCCCGCCCCUGCUGCCAGCACCGCCUCCACCUGUGGAGACCCUGAAAUUGACAAGAAGAUCAAGAACCUCAAAAAGAAACUGAAAGCUAUUGAGCAGCUGAAGGAACAGCUGGCAGCUGGAAAACCUUUGGAGAAAAACCAGGUUGAGAAGAUGCAGAAGGAGGCCCAACUGCUUCAGGAACUGGAAGAUCUAGAGUUGGGAGUUUAAAAUAAAUCACUUCCAUUCGCCAAGCCCAAUCUCUCAUAAAACCCACCUUGUCUUCAAAGAUUUGCAGUACCAUACUAGAUACAGGCUUUAAAAAAAAAUGAAUUUAUUCUCCAGAAACACAUUGUCUCUAGACUUUUUGCCAUCAAAUUGCUUGUAUAUUUGAACCACAAAUAAGUAUUAAACUUGAGACACAAGGUAAUGCUGCUGUAGAAUAUGGCAAAGUAAACAGCACUACCACUUUUGUGGGCUGUACAUAAUGUGAGUAAUGCUGUACAACAGCCUUGAAACUUUAAAAAGCAAUACAGUGAUCAAGAUUCUAACUCAUGUUGUUAACUGUAUUGAAAUGUAUUGCCAUUUAUAUUUGCUGAAUUGAUUACAGAUUUAACACAUGUA
This is a messenger RNA of Conger conger (European conger), 2249 nucleotides long. It is a transcript of the gene eif2a, whose product is annotated as eukaryotic translation initiation factor 2A. NCBI's taxonomy places the organism in Eukaryota, Metazoa, Chordata, Actinopteri, Anguilliformes, Congridae. The coding region runs from base 12 to 1856 and encodes 614 amino acids. Gene Ontology annotation, cellular component: cytosolic small ribosomal subunit. Gene Ontology annotation, biological process: translational initiation. The record is from RefSeq and is a predicted model, not a curated record. Gene Ontology annotation, molecular function: ribosome binding; tRNA binding; mRNA binding. The transcript has 14 exons.